Molecule: messenger RNA, 3087 nt
Organism: Portunus trituberculatus (swimming crab)
Lineage: Eukaryota; Metazoa; Arthropoda; Malacostraca; Decapoda; Portunidae
Exons: 16
Coding region: 170-2314 (714 amino acids)
Source: RefSeq, a predicted model, not a curated record
UGUGUGUGUGAUAACCUCCUUCCCUAUGCCGUAACGCACUACUGGUUUGUGUAUUGGUGAUUGUACUGGUGAUCAGGGCGCCGCCAGGGGGAGGGGGCGUUGGUGUCACUGUUUGAAGGCUCAGUAGCGGCUCGAGUGUAGAAAGGACAAGACUCAGGCACUCACCAAGAUGACUCCUCGCUGCGGUGUGACUCUGUUGGUGAUGGUGGUGGUGGCGGCGGCGCUAUUGGGCGAGGUGGCGGCGGUGGAGCGAGGGCCAGCUAACAGAGCCACGAGGAUGAAGAACCUGAGGAAAUCAAACGUGGACAUGAAGGCGCUGAGGGAGAAGUACCUGGCGAUGCUUGAGGGAGAAGUCUGUAUCCCGAAGCAGCCCUCGCCAACGGACCCGCCCCUGCCCACCGUGCCUGACUCCUUCAUGACACAAGUGGAAUUCAAUCUCUACUCUAGCGAGAUCCAGCAAGUCAUUCAUGGCGUGGAGAUGUAUGAUGGACCAAGCCGCAGAGGAGUAAACGACUACGAUUUUGGCGCAGGUGUGGUGCUGACCCGGCCUUACCUGAAGAGAGAGGAGAUUCACUACAACCACAACAUGGACGAGGCUCUUUUUAUCAAGUCAGACGAUCCUUGCAUUAUUACUGGCGAGGAAGGCUGUGAUAUCUCCAAACACUGCACGGCGGGGAAGAUAAAGGACAUGAACGCUGAACUGCAGGAAAUAUUUGGUAUCGUGGACACCAGUGGCGGCGGGGAGUUCAUGGGGGCGAUGGGGCUUAUGGAAUUUGGGCCUUAUUUCAACUACACCUACUACGGGGAUGAGGUGUGUCGGGGGGCGAGGUGUCAGGUCUUUACUGCCUGUAUUAAUAAACCAGAGGAGGGCAACACAAGCCUUCUCUAUUCGUAUUACUGGACAACUGAUGACUGGAACGUACAAAACAAUGGCAAACCUGUUCCAAUGUAUGUUGACAUCAUGGACACCAUGAAAAACGGCUUCAUCCUUCAUGUGGAGUUCUUUGACUUCAGAAGGGAGUGGAUACCUGCCCUGGAUGAGCUUGAGCCCCCAGUGGACGUGUUCUGCGAGGGUCGAGUCAGCUACCUGGACCCACCCAAACCAAUUGAACACUUCUACUACAAGUCAGAACAAGUUGGAGGCAUGAACGUGGUGGUUCCAGAUGGCCAGGGCGGGACGGAGAGUGUUCACCUAAGAGCCAUGUUCCCGCAGGAGGAAUGGUAUGACUAUGAAAUGAAAAUCUCCCGGGUGGAUUACGUGCCUUUCUUCAUCUACGGCGCUGACAGACGCUUCGAAAACCUGACCCAGCGAGUAUUAGACUUUAACCAAGAUUUGAUGUACCAGGUGAGGCCGCGGCUGAACACCUGCAAGAUCUCACCAAUUAACACCAAUAUCACCUGGGGGGACGUGGAGGUGGGGGAGGAUGGCUCAAUUCACAUGAUGAGCCCUUGGAACUGGGAUAAAGUCUCGGAAACAAUGCAGUAUAAUGGACAGCACUGGGAGCGAGGCAUGACCGCUGACGUGUGGGUCGGGGUGAAGCCAAACCCAACAGUGAAGGUGAACGAGACGAUUGUGUGGUACUUCGCCUCGCCUUUCACUAAUGAUAUCUUGGCCAGGGACACUGCAAUCAGCUUCCCCACAUUGGACAAGGUUCCCAUCAAGCUGGAGAAGUAUCUAAGCUUCGCUGAGGGGUUGCCACAUGUCAUCUACCACGUGUACAACUUCGAGGGGAUCAUACCUCUCACACACAACCACGACGUGUCACUCUGCUUCAAACACAACCAGAUGAGACACUUCACCUUCGACCUGCCCGCAAACGCCCUCGAGAAGAGCCUAUACCUUCGCGAGAACCUCAAGUAUGCUAUAGUGGGUGCCCUGGCGGAGGCUGGCAGCGUGUCCCCCAUUAGGAUCAACAGACUGGAGCUGAACAAGACCAAGGAGGCGGUACAGGUUCUCUUCACCCUGCUGGAGAAACCGUCGUUGGUGGCUGACGUGGUGGGCAACGUGGGUGAGAACACGAUGGAUGAAGCUGCCUCAGCCAUCAAAGACAUCCUGGACGCCUCUCAGCUCAUCAUUCUGGUGCAAUAUGGCAACAGUCCUGAUCACGGUGAAAGGAGAAACAUACUCAUCACGUCCUUCGCUGCCAAACCUCACACCAUGGUGGAGGUGGAGAGGAGCGAGAACCUUCCCAGGGGCAUUGAGGUCCUGAAGGGCUAUUCCUCAGGAGACAUGGCAGGGCUGGCGGUGGGCAUGAUCGUCGCAGGACUUCUCAUGGGACUCGGCGGGAUGUAUCUGUACGGAAGGAAGAAGUAAACAUCCUCAUGAAGACUCCUACAGGAUCAAGAAGAGGAGGAGGAGGAGGAGGAGGAGGAGGAGGAGGAGGAGGAGGUGAUGAUAAAUAGGAUCUCUGUAAGUUAUAAUCCUGCACCUCCUUGUCCAUCCUACAUUAGAAUCUUUCACAGUAUCCUGCAGAUCUGAAUAAAUUUUCCUAAUGUAUGUAUGUAUGUAUCUCUCUCUCUCUCUCUCUCUCUCUCUCUCUCUCUCUCUCUCUCUCUCUCUCUUCUCUUCUGCGGUCUAUCUCUUGUCCUUCAGUGUCUUCAUUAAUUUUAUCUCAUUUCUCUUUCUUUUUUCAUCUUUUUUUAUUUAUCUUUCAAGUGAGUGUGUCUUUGUUUCUCUCUCUCUCUCUCUCUCUCUCUCUCUCUGGAAGUCCCGUACGUCAUGUCACUUAGUAUACGACAGUUUCCAUCUCGGUACGACGUUCUGAAGUGGUAUCGUUUGUGUUGCAGAGUUGCCACAUUAGAAUUAACGGUCAUAUUCAGAAACGCCUUCACUUUUCACCACGACAAAUUCUUCACGUCCCUUUUAAGACAACUGGCGGGGUUUUCAAGACAGUUUCUCCUUAUGAUCAAUUAGAGAUCUUGCUAAUCCAUUGCCAAAACUAUUAAAACACCCUUAAAAACAUGAGUAUCUUCAAUUAGAGCCUUUGGAAAUAGUCGUGGUGAGAGUACAAAGAGAUUCUGAAUAGCCCUAUAAGAUUUAAUGCUAAUCUUGAUCCGAGAGGACUCCAAAUAAAGCGUAAGAUUUGG